GAGUUUUGUUCAGCUCGGUGCCAGCUUUCGCAGUUACACGGUUUUCACAUUUCAGCACAUAGUUUGAUUAACUAUUCAAGCACAUUAGAUUGCGGAAAUACAAUCCACAUAUGAAGAAGAUGUCUGAAAAAGAAAGGGACACUGUGAGAGAUUUGAAACAUUAGCGAAAGGGGGAUCCCUAGGACUAUGUCAAAAUGAAGGGGGAGGUGGUCGCUCUUGCCAGGCGACAUGUCAGGUUUACUACGACAGCUGGUCUGUUGCUGGUCGCCUCUGUCUGCCUGUACAGGUAUAUACACUGGAUGAUCAUCCCCUGGUGCUUUAUAGCAGGAAUUAUACCAAUGUAUUUUAUACUGAGCCCUGGUGCUCUGCUGCCAAAUUUGAUGUAUUUUCACACAAGGAAAAAGAAAGAGCCAGAGGUGAUAAAAAUGCACAAGGCAUGUCCAGUUUGUGGUGAGGACACAUGUGAAAGACACAGGCCAGAGUUAAAUAUAGUAGUUAACCAGCCAUGGACAGAGCUCAAAAUACCACGCAAAGUGGACAGUGCAAUAGAACAGUUUCUAAAUUUGGUGUUGGAGAAUUUUGUAUAUACAUGGUACAGGGAUUUGAGUCAAGAUGAAGCAUUUGUGGAUGAACUACGAACCAGCCUCCGAUUCAUAGUUGCAGUAUUUUUAAGGAGGUUAAAAAAGGUUGAUUUACCUUCCAUUAUAACAGACAAACUUAUUAAGGCAGGGAUGAGGCAUCUUCAGAUUUGUAUGGCAGUAAAAGACACUGGUCUUGCAAAAGAUGAUGGAUCAUUUCAAAGAGCUGUGCUCAGUUAUUAUGGCCCCUAUCUCCACUGUGCCAUGGUCAGCAGAAACCAGGAGUUACAAUAUCUCAGAAAAGUAACAGAGAACCUGUUUCCUCAUAUUCUGUCGGAGAGGGCUUUGCAGAGCAAAAGCCUAUGUUCAUUACUGCGAGAGGUCUUAGCAGGUUCUGUAUUGCUACCAGGAAUGGAUAAAAUAGCAGAGCCGGAUUUUGUCAACAACCUUUUGUUGGUGUUUGUGGACCCCGAGCCUCCGCCUGAAAACCCAGACCUACCCACUGAUCUCGUCUGUAUUCUAGCCAACUUCAGCAAAGUAAAAAGUAAAAACCAGUCAGCACUACGACCUGAGCUGAAGGAAAUUUUAGACAAUACUGAAUUAUUAUUUCCCUUUAUGCAGUUCCUCAAGGCAGAGGGUGCUGUAAAUGUACUACAGUUUUAUUUUGCUCUUGAGGAUUUUAACAAAAAAUUGAUUAGGCCAGAGCUGAGUGAUGCAGAUGUAUGUCUUCUACACAAGGAUAUUUUACAUAUAUACAACAGCUAUUGUGCAGAGGGGGCCUUUGAUAAAAUACAGCUAGCCCCAGAUAUUGUCAGCGAGAUUAAAGAAGUUGUUGAAAGUCCACCAGAUCAAGUGAAAAGAUUACAACGGUCAAGCUCCAUGUUCAGGGCCUUUGAUCAUGCCUAUGAUUUAUUAGAAGAAACAUUCCUUCCAUUAUUUUUGCAGAGCAAUGAUUAUUAUACUUCACUAUGUGGUGAGAGGUUGCAGAAUAAGUUACAGCGCAGCAACAAUCGUCAGUCAAAGAGAAAACAGGAGUUUCUGGGCAAGUUUGGUCACAGGCUAAAGGGUGUCUUUAAGAAUGAUACAAGGCACCCAGUUAAACUACAAGUUGAUGGAAAGAUGCCAGACGAAAUGCAAGUAGCAGAAUCAGUGGAUGAAGUUGACCCUGUUUUGGCUGCAGGAGAUGAGGAAGGUCUUGACAUUCCAGACAGUUAUGUCGACUACCAGUUAGAGUUGGAUGGUGGUGCCGCCGUUAGAGAUCUCAGUGCAUGGAGGGUCACAAUCCCCUCUGUAGCUGUGAUCCCUGAUUCUGAAAACUCCAAGAAACAGAGUCACGCCUUCAAAAUUCAUAUCAAUAGGAUUGACAUACCGGAUGGUGGUCAAGAUACGUCCAGUUGGUCAGUUUAUAGAAAGUACAAUGACUUCUAUAUGCUGGAACAGAAACUAAGAGAAUUCCAUGGAGUCAAUCUGAAAGCUCAGCUUCCUCAGAAGAAGUCCUUUGGGCUAAAAGGGUUGGAGUAUUUGGAUAGCAAGAGACAAUCAUUUGAGGAAUAUGUGCAGGAGUUACUACAGUCUCCUCAUUUAAAGGGAAGUGAACUCCUGUGCAACUUCUUGGAAUCAAAAGGCAGCUUCAAAAGCCAAAAUGAUUUAAGUAUAGGAAAAGUAUUCAAGUCUGUUCCUAUGAAGUUGACCAUUGAGAGGGGACAGCACUUGGAUCCUUUUCUCCAGUCUCUGUAUGCAUCCACAGAAGCACCCAAACCAAAACCAUCCAGUGUGCCAACUGAUCCUGAGACUGCGUCUGUUACUUCAAUAUCCAGUGAAAGGCUGUCAAAUCCAUUGUAUGAAAACAAUGCAAACCUCACUACAGUUGAAGACUUGGAGUGUCUUGAUCAAAGUAUUAUGGAGGAUGCUGGGGCAGAGGUGACGGGAGUAUUCGACUCCAUUCUUUAUGUUGCCAAGUAUGUGUACCAUGCCCCAGAGUGGUUCCAUCAUGUUCUCAUCACAGCCAGAAUUCUGGGGAAGAAUUCCCUGGAGACCUUUGUAGACUGGUUCAUUGGAAAGAAACUGUGGCAGGUCUCACAGGAGCACCGUAUAGAAAGUCUUGUUCACUUACUGCAGGAUGCUCUCUUUUUCGAUAAUGAUCCACCUAGAACUGAUGAGCAGAAGGCAGAAAGAAGAGAUCAGGCACUUAAGGAGCUCAAUGAAUUCUUCCCAGAGUUUUUAAAGAAGGCGGUUGGAUCUGAAAAUUUUCAUCAUGGCACCUAUACAAUAUUUCAUAUAUUACAGCAGCCAUUACUAAAUAAACAGCUGUCAUAUGUGAUGUUAGACAUUGUGUUACAAGAAUUGUUCCCAGAAAUUGAGAAAGCUGAAGACUUUGAACAAUGACUGUGAUAAUCAUUCAACGGCCACAUCAAUUUUAUCAUCUUCAUAAACAGUCUGGGGGAUGGAUAGGAAAUCAUUUUGAAUGGUUUUAAAGCACUAAAUGGCAUUUUUAAUCAUCAGAAAUAAUCAUUUUCAUGUGUUGAAUAGUCUUGUAACAUCUCAGAUGCAUUUGUGCUAUAUCUCAGUAUAAAUGCAUGGUGGAAAUAUGUUUAGGCAAUCAUAGUGUAGGGUCCAAGUAAAUCCAAGAGUAUUUUGUAUUUUACAAAGAAAAAUCAUUUGACAAUAAUACAAUUAUUACACAUAUUUUAGGGAGGAAACACCACUCUGUAUUUGAAAACCUAUUUCUGUGAAGUGCCAUGAAAAAAGUGAGGAAUAAUUUCAAGUGAUAGCUCUGGCAUAUUUGAGUAAUAGGUACUGCUGGUUGGAUUGGCAGGACCUUUCAACAUGGGAGUAGUACUUAUUAAUUAAAAAACAUGGAGCUUUCUUUCUGCUAUAUUUAUAAAUAUAAGCACUUAUUAUGUUUUCUUUUAUCAAUUUGACAGUGUUGCAUUGGCCUUUGUGCUAUCUUUGAUGGUUUGUGUUUUGUUUUUCAUUAAUGUGGACUUAAGCAUGAAAACAAAAAUUCCUGUUAAGUUUGUGAACGUGUGCUACAUACUAAUAGACCUUUUGGUGUUGUUAUCGUUAUCUUCAUUUAUGAAAAGACUUGGAAGCAGCUGUUGGAGUGUGCAUACUAUAUCCUAGAGGUUGUUGUCUCCUGUUGAAAAUUUAAGACGGGGCAUUCUCAGCAUUCUGACAUAUACUACACGUGUUGCACCUGAUCUCAAGUGGGAAAAAAAUGAAAACUUUUUUUCAUAACCUAUUGCAAUGAAACAGUUAUCUCUAUAGGCCAAUUUAGAUAAUGCAAGAGGUAUCUAUAGCUUGUUGUCAUUGGUUAAUUCACUACAUGAUCACAAAAUGACCAUUAUCUGUACUUUCUACCUUAUAUUACAAUAUCUGAUGUAUGAAAAGUUGUUAAUGAUAAUUUCAUUUUUGUGUGUAUGUGUACUUCUGGUUUUCUCUACUUCUGUGAAAAUACUCACUAGAAAUAUGGCUGUUGUUUGCACCACUGUGUAAUUUUAAAUACGAUCUCGUCCGUGCAGCACAGUGCAUAAACUUUCAAUGUUGUAAUCAAUAUUUUUCUAGUGGGAAGUCUUUCAAAUGAGAAACAAACACAGAGAAUAGGAUCUACCUGAUGUAAAUAGUCAGUUGCAUUGUUAUUUUGGCUUCAAAUGGUUGUUCCAAAGCUGUCUUAUCAUAGGUAUUUGCACUGCUGCCAUUAGUUUGUUUGCUGUGCAAAAUGUGAUAUGUUGCUACCUAGAGUUCAAGUAAAAGUUUUCAAGAAUUUCCCUACAGCAUCAGAAAUGUUGUGUAAUUAUAUUGAAUUCUAUUUUUGCUUUGCCUUAGUUUCAAUGGAUAAAAUUCUUAAAAUCCAAGGUUAAAUAUUUCUUGUUCUUCUAUUGCUGUAAGAUUUGGAAGGUCAGCUAUUUAUUGAAAAGGACUUACUAUGUGCAAUUUUUAAGUGUAUUCACAUCUUAAGACAUGGAAAUUAUAUAAAUCAUUGUUAUACAUAUUAUAAAACUAAAAACACCAAGCAUCAUCAGCAGAAUAAAGUAUGUAAAGAAAUAUUUCACAAGUGAAUACAUUGUACAGGUGGCCAUUUCAAAUGUAUUGAUGUUAGGUCAGAAUGUGAGUUCUCCACCUUCACCAAUAUUAGGGCACCGAUCUUUUUUCCUGGUCAACUCUACUAAAAUGCACCAUCUGGCCUGCAUGUAGGUGCAAGUCAAGUGUUAACUUUGGGUUAUUAUGAAGACUUUUCUGUAAAACCAAUCCUCCAGACGUAAGGACAUACUUGAUAAAUGGAAAAUAUUUAUUUCUGACACUUUAAAAUGAUUAAUGUUCAGAUGUAAGGCCUACACGUAAUAUCUAUUACUGCUUCUUGACGGUUGUGGUCCCACGUGGACAAAUGCGAUAAAUAUUGGAAGCAUCAGCAGAUAUUUAAUUUAUGACUUGGAUCACAAUUUCAACACAAGAUGUUGCAGACGUGAAGUCUGAGGUAUAUUAUGUACAUAUUGAUGUGUCAAAACCAGGUGAAAUAAACAUUGCAAGGAUCA
Messenger RNA from Lingula anatina, 5110 nucleotides. RefSeq names its product sorting nexin-14. Gene Ontology annotation, biological process: autophagosome maturation. The record is from RefSeq and is a predicted model, not a curated record. Gene Ontology annotation, molecular function: phosphatidylinositol binding. Gene Ontology annotation, cellular component: late endosome. Lineage: Eukaryota; Metazoa; Brachiopoda; Lingulata; Lingulida; Lingulidae.